AGCGCAUGUCAUAUUUUAUUCCUAUUCUUUUAUAUCCUACAUAACCAGAUCGAUAUCCAGUGCGAGUCAAACAUAUUCUUUUCCAAUGCUGAUCAACAAGAACGCAGCUGAAGACGAACAUUUGUCAACACUCCACCACCGACUUGUUCCCUAAGUUUGCCUUCAACUAUACUUCCGCCAUGGCAAACACCAUCUAUGCGGUCACAGGAGGCAACAAAGGCAUAGGGCUAGGCCUUGUAAAAGGCUUAUUAGCCAGGCCAUUUACGACAGUCAUUGCAUCUGUCCGCAACAAAGAAGCAGCUGCCUCAUUGGAAUCCGCCAUUGGGAAUGCCCAGAAAGGCGACAGCAGCCAGAUCCACAUCAUGAUUCUCGAUUUCACCAAAGCUCCAACCCCGUCUGCUGUUCGCGAGGCUUUUGACCAGGCAACAUCUAGCGCGAUUGAUCACAUCGACGUCUUGAUCAGUAAUGCUGGUGCAGGCUGCCUGGCAUCGCCGGUAGCAUCACUCAGCGCCGAAGACCUCAGAAGCCUUUUCGAGGUCAACACUAUCUCGCCCUUGAUGGUGUUUCAAGGUCUUUGGCCACUGAUGAACAAGCCAAGAGCUACCGGAGAGAUCGGUCCCAAAUUCAUCGCCAUUUCGUCAAUAAUGGGGUCCAUCGAAUUCUUCAAACCCGUCCCUAGCGGCGCGUAUGGCCCAAGCAAAGCUGCUUUCAAUUGGCUUGUGAAGGGGUUACAUGUGCAGAACGAGAACCUGGUUAGCGUGGCUGUCGAUCCAGGCUUCGUCCGGACUUCAAUGGGCGAAUAUGCGGCCAGGCAGUGGAACGUUGAUGUUGAGCACCUGAUUGACGUCGAGAGCUCUGUCAGUGGAGUGCUUCAGGCUAUUGACGGAGCGAGUCGUGAGACCACGUCAGGAAAGUUGGUGUGCGUUCCAGACAAAAUUUUGGCUUGGUAGAUGUCACCCGGCAAGCAUGGCUUUAGUGUCUUCAAGCUACUCAAACGCAAGACGGGCAAAGUCAUGGGGAGUGCAGCCUUAGCAAGCACAUUUCCCCAGUAUGUCCUGAAGAUUAUCCAACCCAUGUUCCUUGGCAGAUCCUUUGCCCCCACUGGGCAAACGGACUCUGCUGGUCCAGAGAUCUGCCAGCGGACUUGAGUGAUUUUUUGAGCUGAGCUUAUUCUGUACUUGAGCCUGCAUUCAAUAGUGUAACGGGACCCCCGGUAUUCCAAUGCCGAGCAUGAAGAACGCCAUGCAGAACGUCGAGCUCGCCCAAUCAUAGCUUCAACUAAAAAUUUUGACCCCUUCA
Molecule: messenger RNA, 1299 nt
Organism: Colletotrichum navitas
Lineage: Eukaryota; Fungi; Ascomycota; Sordariomycetes; Glomerellales; Glomerellaceae
Product: short chain dehydrogenase
Exons: 1
Coding region: 180-950 (256 amino acids)
Cellular component (GO): cytoplasm
Molecular function (GO): alcohol dehydrogenase (NAD+) activity
Source: RefSeq, a predicted model, not a curated record